Salarias fasciatus (jewelled blenny) is the source of this 3983-nucleotide messenger RNA. RefSeq names its product DEAH (Asp-Glu-Ala-His) box polypeptide 37 (gene dhx37). The transcript has 26 exons. Gene Ontology annotation, biological process: maturation of SSU-rRNA from tricistronic rRNA transcript (SSU-rRNA, 5.8S rRNA, LSU-rRNA). The record is from RefSeq and is a predicted model, not a curated record. Gene Ontology annotation, molecular function: RNA binding; ATP binding; ATP hydrolysis activity. Gene Ontology annotation, cellular component: nucleolus; intracellular anatomical structure. NCBI's taxonomy places the organism in Eukaryota, Metazoa, Chordata, Actinopteri, Blenniiformes, Blenniidae. Bases 231 to 3698 code for a protein of 1155 amino acids.
CACGUGAGGGUGAGCAAGACUGUUUUCCCUAUAAAAAUCCUUUUGUGAACUUAUUUUAAUCCUGAGCCACAUGUUAAAAUUAUAAUCGCUCAUCUUAUAUUAUUCAAAGUUUAGCUGCGUUUUUAUCGUUACGAUGGAGCUCGAUCUGUAGCUCCAUGGUAGCUUUUCUUGAUCUAUUUCUCGUGUAGAAAAUAUUAUUUGGAACAACUUUCGGUAUUCUAAAAUCUAAAAUGGGGAAACUCCGAAAGAAACACAACUGGAAAGGAAGACAGCAGAACGAGUCACAGCAGCCAGCAGAUGAAGAGAAAACAGACGUGGUGGUGGAGUUACAAGACAAAGACAGACUCAAAGGUGUAGAUGAGAGCAACGCUUUGGUCCUCCCCGCCAGCAAAGCCAAGAAGAAGGUCUCGUCUGUGAAGAAAGUUUCCACUAAAAAGCCUCUGACGAAGAAGCAGAGGAAGGAGCUGCAGAAGGUCCUGGAGCGAAAAGAGAAGAAAGCACAGAGAGCUGACAUCCUGUCCAAACUGGCUGACGUGCAGCUGCCAGAGUCUGAACUGAAGCUGCUUUACACCACAUCCAAACUGGGAACAGGAGACAAACUUUACCAGAGUAAACAAUCGUCUGAGGACGCAAAGGACGGAGACACAGACCCAAAAAUCAGUAGCGUCAGUGGAGCAAACAGGAAGAGAAAAUGGAAGGAAGAGGAAGAAGAUGAAGAAGAACAAAAAGCAGAAGAAAGCAGUGAUCUGGAUACUUCAUCUGAUGAUGAUGAGGAGGAGGAGAAUGAUGAAGAGAAUAACAUCAUGGAAGCAAGUGAUUUGAAAGAGAACACUUCUGCUUGUCAGGAGACCACACAAGAAAUGAAAGAAGAGCAGAAAACUGUGGAACAAGAUAAACAGAACCAAAAGAAAGAUAAGGGGAACGCCAAAAACAAGAUCAUGUCCCAGCCAACUAUUUUCAUUCCGGUCGACAGAUCACCAGAAAUUCAGGAGGCUCGUCUGAAGCUCCCCAUCCUGGCAGAGGAGCAGGUCGUCAUGGAGGCCGUGAGAGAAAACCCCUGCGUUGUCAUCUGCGGAGAGACGGGAAGUGGAAAGACGACCCAAGUGCCUCAGUUCCUGUAUGAAGCCGGCUAUGCGAGUGGUGGUGGAAUUAUAGGCAUCACAGAGCCGAGGAGGGUAGCAGCGGUCAGCAUGUCCCACAGAGUGGCCAAAGAGAUGAACCUGCCCACACAGGUGGUGUCAUACCAGAUUCGAUAUGAAGGAAAUGUGACAAGUGACACAAAGAUCAAAUUCAUGACGGAUGGUGUCCUGCUGAAGGAAAUUCAAAAGGAUUUUCUGCUUCAGAGAUACAGCGUGAUUAUCAUUGAUGAGGCCCACGAAAGGAGCGUGUACACAGACAUCCUCAUUGGAUUAUUGUCUCGUAUCGUCCCUCUGAGGAACAAAAAAGCUAAGCCCCUCAAGCUGCUCAUCAUGUCUGCGACUCUGCGGGUGGAGGACUUCACAGACAACCAGAAACUGUUUAAGACGCCGCCGCCGGUCAUCAAGGUGGACGCUCGUCAGUUCCCCGUCACGGUCCACUUCAACAAGCGCACGCCGCUGGAGGAUUACACCGGGGAGGCUUUUCACAAAACCUGCAAAAUCCACCGCAUGCUGCCUCCAGGUGGUAUUCUCGUGUUUCUCACUGGUCAAGCCGAGGUGCACAGUCUCUGCAGAAGACUGAGGAAUGCUUUCCCCUUCAGGAAGAGCAGCACAGUCACAGCAGAAGGAGAAGAAGAAGCAGACACUUCAGAGGCGAUGAGGAAGUUCAAGAAAGCCAAACAGAAGAAAACCAUGUCUCUGCCCAGAAUCGACUUGGAUAACUACUCUGCCCUGCCGGUGGACGAAGGGGACGAGGACAGAGAGGCGGGUAUUGAAGACGAGGACGACGGAGGCUCGGACAUCGACCUGGGAGACGAUCCCACCGAUGGAGAGACGAAGGCGGACCCGUCCAUCCCUCUCUAUGUUCUCCCUCUCUACUCGCUGUUGGCCCCGGAGCAGCAGGCGAAGGUGUUCAGGCCGCCUCCGCCCGGCACACGCCUCUGCGUUAUCGCCACCAACGUGGCCGAGACGUCUCUGACCAUCCCCGGCAUCAAGUACGUCGUCGACUGCGGUCGAGUGAAGAAGCGUUUCUACGACCGAGUGACCGGAGUGUCGUCCUUCAAAGUGACCUGGACCUCUCAGGCCUCGGCCAAUCAGAGAGCGGGAAGAGCAGGAAGAACCGAGCCGGGACACUGCUACCGGCUGUACUCGUCUGCCGUGUUUGGAGACUUCAGCUUGUUCUCAGAGGCAGAGAUCACACGCAGACCUGUGGAGGACCUGGUUUUACAGAUGAAAGACCUCAACAUAGAAAAAGUGGUUAAUUUUCCGUUUCCCACGCCUCCCUCUGCUGAGGCUCUGGCUGCAGCAGAGCAGCUUCUGGUCUCUCUGGGAGCUCUGGAAGAGCCGCCGCGCACAGGACGUGUGAAAGCAAUGCAGCGAGCGAGGCUGACCUGUCCCAUCACGCCGCUGGGCAGAGCCAUGGCUUCCUUCCCUGUAGCACCGCGCUACGCUAAAAUGCUAGCGCUCGGGAAGCAGCAGGAUUGCCUGCCGUAUGUUAUCGCUGUGGUGGCAGCCAUGACGGUCCGGGAGAUCUUCGAAGAUCUUGACAGACCUGCUCGCAGUGAGGAUGAGAACUCCAAGCUGACCCAGCGUCGAGCUCGGCUCGCGCAGAUGAGGCGUCUCUGGGCCGGCCAGGGAGCCUCGCUCCUGCUGGGGGACCUCAUGGUCAUGCUGGGAGCUGUUGGUGCUUGUGAGUUUGCUGGCUGCACGCCCAAGUUUUGUGAGGACAACGGGCUGAGGUAUAAAGCCAUGGUAGAAAUCAAGCGGCUCAGAGGACAGCUCACUAAUGCGGUGAACGCCGUGUGUCCAGAGGUGUCCGUGUUUGUGGAUCCAAAGAUGACCCCGCCCACGGAGCUCCAGGUGGUUUGCCUGCGUCAGAUUGUUCUGGCCGGACUGGGAGACCACCUGGCAAGGCGAGUUCAAGCUGAAGAUAUCCUGGACCCAAAAUGGAAGAAUGGAUACAAAACUCCACUUAUGGACGACCCAGUGUUCAUUCAUCCUAAUUCUGCGCUUUUCAAAACCCUGCCAGACUUUGUCGUCUACCAGGAGAUCAUGGAGACCACAAAGAUGUACAUGAGAGGAGUUUCUGCUGUGGAAGCAGAGUGGGUGCCGCAGCUUCUGCCUCAGUACUGCCACUUCGGCUCUCCCCUCGAGGCUCCAACUCCGUGGUUUUGCUCGUCCACCGGCACCAUCAGAUGUCACCGCCCAAGCACCUUCUUCCGUGUGGGGUGGCAGCUGCCUGCGGUGGAGAUGGACUAUCCAGACGGCCUGGAGCGCUACAAACUGUUCGCCAGGUUUCUUCUGGAGGGACAGGUGUGUUCUAAGCUAAAGAAACACUGUGGCCACCUUCUCUCAAACCCCUCCAUCAUGCUGAAAACAUGGGCAAAGCUGCAGCCCAGGACCGAAGCUCUGCUGGGACAGCUUGUGUCAAAGAGGGUUGACUGCAGGGAGACACUUCUGUCUGUCUGGAAGACUGAAGAGAAAUUUCUGUUGUCUGCAUACUGCCAGUGGUUACCUGAAUCCAUGCAUCAAGACAUUGCCAAAAACUGGCCUCCUGUGUGAGAUUUGCAUCUGGAAAGAAAAAAAAUGAGACAAUGACCUUCUAACCAGCAGUUUGACAUUGCCCAACACAUCAGCAGAACACUUCCCCUUUUCCAAUAUUCCGUUUUGUACACUAUAUGUGUGGCUGUGACGUUGUACCCAAGCAGAUGACGUCUGUAAUGCAGUGGUCGUGUACGUGAACCAUUGUCAUUAAUCUAUGACUCAGUUGGUCUUUAUAAGACUAAUAAAAUCUGUGAUUCUGAAUAAGACUGUGUUGGUUGUGAUCAAUAAAAGUCUGAAAGUUGG